Cydia strobilella is the source of this 2582-nucleotide messenger RNA. RefSeq names its product dual specificity tyrosine-phosphorylation-regulated kinase 2 (gene Dyrk2). NCBI's taxonomy places the organism in Eukaryota, Metazoa, Arthropoda, Insecta, Lepidoptera, Tortricidae. The transcript is spliced from 10 exons. The record is from RefSeq and is a predicted model, not a curated record. Bases 257 to 1621 code for a protein of 454 amino acids. Gene Ontology annotation, biological process: peptidyl-serine phosphorylation; peptidyl-threonine phosphorylation. Gene Ontology annotation, molecular function: protein serine/threonine kinase activity; protein serine/threonine/tyrosine kinase activity; ATP binding. Gene Ontology annotation, cellular component: nucleus; cytoskeleton; cytoplasm.
AUCUAUAUUGCGCAAUUUUGAAUUACGAAAUACGAAUUGCUCGCGUUCGAAAUUCAAAUUAAACUUAAAUAUGUUGCAUUUGUUUUUAUUCAAAUUUGAACUGUAGCGUCUUUUCAAUACAGAUACGUUUGUAAUAAUAAGAUUUUUGAGUGUUUUGAAGUGUUGAUAGAGAAGGACAGUCGUUUUGAGUUGGUGUUAGAGCGAGAGGCAAUAGUUAUUGACGGUUCAACAGGUGACCCAGACAACGACCCUGGACAUGAUUUUAUACGACUUACAGAUAGAAGCGGGCGCCGGCGAGGGCCCCGGGCCCCCUUCGAACAACAACACAGAGGCCGUUGCUUCUCCCCCUAGAGACGACAACCACAAUGCUGCCCCUACGCCCCGAGCGAGGCCCCUCACACCAUCAGACGCCCUCAAAAUGUACGGCGACCGGCUCUCAGAAUGGGAGCGGACGGAGGUCCGCAAGUACCCCGAGGUCUGGUUCCUUGGUUUGGAAGCCAGUAAGAUUCAGGCCAAGUCCAGUCUGCCUAAUAACUGCGGGUUUGAUGACGAGAACGGGAGCUAUAAUAAGCAAAUCCACGACCACGUGGCGUACCGCUAUGAAAUCCUGGAGGUGAUCGGCAAGGGGUCGUUCGGGCAAGUGAUCCGCGCUCUCGACCACCGGACAGGGGGGCAGGUCGCCAUCAAGAUCAUACGGAACAAGAAAAGGUUCCACCACCAGGCCCUAGUGGAAGUGAGGGUGCUGGACCACUUGAGGUUGAAAGACAAGGACCAGGCGCACAACGUCAUACACAUGCUGGACUACUUCUACUUUAGGAACCACUUGUGCAUCAGUUUUGAGCUGAUGAGCAUCAACCUGUACGAGCUGAUAAAGAAGAACAACUACCAAGGCUUCAGCUUGAGCCUGAUCCGACGGUUCGCGAGUUCGUUGCUGAGGUGUUUAAGGCUGCUGGAAGCGGAGAACAUCAUACAUUGCGAUCUGAAACCGGAAAACAUCCUUCUAAAAGCGCGAGGCAGCUCGUCCAUCAAAGUGAUAGACUUCGGCAGCUCGUGUUAUACGCAUGCGCGCGUGUACACGUACAUACAGUCGCGGUUCUAUCGCAGCCCCGAAGUGAUACUAGGGUUACAGUACGGCGCGGCUAUUGAUAUGUGGAGCAUGGGCUGCAUCUUAGCGGAGCUGCAUACUGGCUAUCCCCUAUUCCCUGGAGAGAAUGAGGCGGAGCAGCUUGCCUGCAUCAUGGAACUCCUGGGCCCUCCACCUCCAGACCUACUCAUUCACGCCACCAGGAAACGACUGUUCUUUGACUCUAAAGGCGCGCCGCGCUCGGUGACGAACUCUAAGGGGCGUAAGCGGCGGCCCGGCUCGCGCACGCUGGCGGCCGCGGUGAGGACGGACGACCCGGCCUUCUUACACUUUCUGCAUCGGUGCCUUGAAUGGGACCCAAAGCGCCGCAUCACCCCAAACGAAGCGUCCCGGCACGAGUUCGUUACCGGCUGCCCCCUCGGCUCCACCCCCACGGGCGUGCUCGCGCUCCCGCGCCUCGCGCCGCCGCGGCCUGCGCGCGCGCUGCUCCACAGCCAGUCGGCGGGCGACGUGGCCGCCAUGCUGGGGCGCGCGUGACCGGACGCCGAGCUCGUCGUCAGCCAGAGCCAUACGCAGCUCGAUCAAGGCGUCACUCAGGUGGUAAAUCUAUAGUUAGUCUUGAGAAUUGGAUGGGAUUGUUUCUAAACGUUAGGAAGAGAUUGAUUUGAUAUAUGCGAAGCUUGAGGUGGACUCUCGAGCGGUGGCGACCAGCGCAGCGACCAUUUUAAAGUGUAAUCCGUACAGUGUCAGUAUCCGUUACAGGACCCUUUCUGCGGAGAGGGACAGAGAACGGUGUAUCGUUUAUCAUUUAUUUAUUGUAUUGUGUAUAUUAUUUUCCUGUCCCUCUUAGUAGAAAGAUCCAUCCAGCAUACCAGAUGUAACAUAGGUAUGCCCUUUAAAAAUAGGUAUGCGAAGAGGCCAGUGGGCCAGCCUCAGUGAACGCUGCUCAUAUCCCUUGGACGCUCGCCGCUGAGCCCGUACACUAAGUGCUUCCGCUGCCUUGCGCGGGUGCACGGAGCGGGUACACAUGCACAUCCGCGGCGACCGCGGGUACCAUCGCGGGUAAAAUCCGUCGUACGCGUCCGCGCCAGUUAGCGUUGCUCAUACUGUUUUUUAUUAGGCGUUCACCCGCUCAAAGGACCUAUAAUUCUAGUCGAUUUCUCGACAUACUGCGUGAUGUAAUGAACCUUUAUUAAAUAAAACUAUAUCGUAGAAUACGUAAUUUUGGCCUCUACCAAAAUUGUGAAUGAAAAAUGAUUUCUAAAACUAAAUUUUUAGGAACAACAUACUCAUUGACCUAAUCAAUGUAUGAAUGUUAUUAGUACACUCAAUACUUUAAGUAUAAUACUUGAGUGUAGGUACUGAGUUGAUCUGAUUAUCAAAAUUAGCGUAGAUGCUGUAAGGUCAAUGAAGCCAAAUCCGUCUGCGGAAAAUUCCGUACAAGAGCUUUUUUUAAUGUUUAACGUAACGUUAUAGCCUCAAAGAUCCAAAGUAUAAA